UUCUUCCCUUUUCUUUUGUUUCUCUUUUAUACUAACUACUAAGCUCAAGCUUUAAACCCUUACAGCACAAACCUCAGAAAGGAGAAAGGAAAGAAGGGGGAAAAAGAUGGCUCAUCAUUUGCCAGCCUUAAACCCUCCCAAAAUCCUAAACACUAACCUUCAAUCUAUCAACAAACCAAUCUUCUCAUUCUCACAAACAGCAUCUCGAAAAAUUUCGAAAUUGAAGAAAUACCCAUCAAUCACUUCAUCCACUAUGUCCAGCCAGCAGCAAAACCCACUACCCCAUAUAGCAUUAACCAACAAUGAACACAAGGAAGAAGUCAUGAACGCUAUCAAAAGUUCAAUAUCUAAUUGCCUCUCCGAAACCCAUCUUGAUUUAACUGUACCUGCACUCAAGUCCAAAAUCCGAGGCAAGGUUAGAGAUAUAUAUGAUGGAGGGGAUUACCUUGUAAUGGUGACAACAGAUAGGCAAAGCGCAUUUGACAGAAUUCUUGCUUCCAUCCCCUUCAAAGGCCAGGUCCUUAAUGAGACAAGUUUAUGGUGGUUUAAUAAAACUCAACAUAUUACUCCUAAUGCAGUGGUAUCGGUGCCUGAUCGGAAUGUAACUAUUGCGAGGAAGUGUUCGGUUUUCCCUGUUGAGUUUGUUGUAAGAGGGUAUGUUACUGGAAGCACUGAUACAUCACUCUGGACAGUCUACAAUAAAGGGGUUCGGAAUUAUUGUGGCAACAGCCUUCCAGAUGGCUUGGUGAAAAAUCAAAAGCUUCAAGAAAAUAUACUCACUCCGACAACUAAAGCAGCAGAUCAUGAUGUUCCUGUAACACCAGAUGAGAUAGUUCAACGUGGGCUUAUGACUCAAGCUGAUUAUGACGAAGUGAGUAGGAAGGCGACGAGCUUAUUUGAGUUUGGCCAGCGUGUAGCAUUGGAUCAUGGUCUGAUAUUGGUGGACACCAAAUAUGAAUUUGGAAAGGGAGCUGACGGUAAAAUUUAUUUGAUUGAUGAGGUGCAUACACCUGACUCAAGCAGAUAUUGGAUUGCUCAUUCUUACCAGGAACGCUUUCAGAGUGGUCUUGAGCCUGAAAAUAUCGACAAGGAAUUCUUGAGGCUGUGGUUCAAAAAUCAUUGCAACCCAUAUGAGGAUGAGGUCUUACCUGAUGCUCCAGAAGAACUUGUUUCUGAAUUAGCUUGGCGAUACAUUUUCCUGUUCGAGACGAUAACAAAUUCAAGAUUCAAGAUACCUGGGACAAAGGAGCCAGUUCAUGAUCGAAUCUCGAGAAAUGUUUCACAGGCUUUGUCAUCUUUGCAGUAAUAGCAUCGAAUAGGAAACAUCUUGUACAAGUUUAAUGAGGUGGAACCAAUAUGUUCUGCUCUGACAUUUGGGAAUAAUUUGAAGAGCUGUAUCUUGCAUAUAAUUUGAAGGAUUGUAAUGUCAGCUUGAUAUCAAGGAAGUUAGUCAAUGUUGUAUUGCUAUGUAACGCGCAUAUGAUGCAUCAAUCCCAAGUAAGUUGGGGUUCAUAAAUUUACAAGUUUUAUCCGGGCUUGGGACAAACAAUGUAAGCAAACUCACAUAUUUGGUCGCUAAUUUACUUCUGAACACUUUUUUGAGUGAUGGUCUCAGCAACUGUAUCAUGUUAUUGACCUUAUUCAGUGGAUCUCAGUUACUUGUA
This is a messenger RNA of Nicotiana attenuata, 1664 nucleotides long. RefSeq names its product phosphoribosylaminoimidazole-succinocarboxamide synthase, chloroplastic. Gene Ontology annotation, molecular function: phosphoribosylaminoimidazolesuccinocarboxamide synthase activity. NCBI's taxonomy places the organism in Eukaryota, Viridiplantae, Streptophyta, Magnoliopsida, Solanales, Solanaceae. The record is from RefSeq and is a predicted model, not a curated record. The transcript is spliced from 12 exons. The coding region runs from base 107 to 1306 and encodes 399 amino acids. Gene Ontology annotation, biological process: 'de novo' IMP biosynthetic process. Gene Ontology annotation, cellular component: chloroplast stroma; cytoplasm.